UGGCGGAGGGAGGCGAGAAGGGAGGGCCGAUUCCAAAGUGGGCGACGACAACGACGACACCACCCCCCCCCUCCUCUCUCUCUCUCUCUCUCUGUUGUAUUUACCAACACAACGCAGGCGUCCAGCGAGCACUGUACCGUCCUGGCACCACACACACUCUCCCGAGUCUACACCUCCCCUACCUCGACAAGUUAAAUGCCAAGCAUAGGCGCCGGAGAGAAAAACGAGGACCAUUACUGUUCCAAAGUGGAGAGGAGGACGCAUUGUCGGGCGCGCACAUAGAAAUAAAAAAGAAGACGAAGAAGAAGAAAGCAGAAGAAAGUGCACGGGCCAUCGUCGCUGUUGCCUUCUCAAUGCAUACCCUUUGUGCUCGGGGAACGAUGAAGCCAGAGAUCAGCGCCGCCGUCGGGUUUCUGUCGAGAUUUCUGCGGAUAAAAGGACACGUAAACGACCGACAGCUCCAGACGUUCAGCCAAAGUUUACAGGAUAUCUUGGCAGAGCAAUAUAAGCACCACUGGUUUCCAGACAGGCCCUGCAAGGGCUCCGGCUACCGGUGCAUCCGCAUUAACCACAAGAUGGACCCACUGGUGUGGCAGGCGGGCCAGCGCAUCGGUCUGACCAUCCAGCAACUCUACCUGCUGCUCCCCAGUGAGCUCACGCUCUGGGUGGACCCCUUCGAGGUGUCCUACCGCAUUGGUGAAGACGGCUCCAUCUGCGUCCUUUACGAGUCGCAGCCUGGGGUGACUGUAGGAGCACCGGCGACAACAACCGGCGCCAGCUCCCCAUCGGGAAGCAGCACGUCGGUGAACCCCAUGGUGGACAGUCACAUCAGCUGCAAGGAGGAACUGAUGGUGCUGGGCAGAGCCAGUCCCUCCAAAGCCUACAACAUGAUGACUGUGUCCAGUUAAGAGCCACUGCCGACCCGGGCUUGCCCCGUUUCAGGGUUGCACCGUGACCAGUCGAGACCCCAAGGCUGGAUCAGGGUUAGCCUUUUUAAAGCUAAAAAAGUGAAAUGAAAUAGUGAAAGAUGGAAAAAAAAAUGUGAGAGGAAAAAAAGCAGAGGAUGUGGCCUAUUGUCCAGUUGAUGGAAACCUUGUAGGUUUGAUAUUUUAACCCCCACCUCCCCCCAUCCCCUCCAGCAUCGUCUAUUCCGUUAUGUCACCAGAUCUACCGGGCCUUUCGUUCCCCCCCCCCCCUUUUUGUUUGUUUUAUUUUUUUCAGGAGAGGCUGUAUGGAAAAAGAACUGUUGGGGCAGCUAAACCAACCAACCAACCAGGAACCCCCGUAGACCGGCUCCGCCCAUCCCCGUCUAAACAACAAUAACAACAUGAUGAUUGGCUCCAUUGCUGAAGGGGCUUCUGUGUUGUUGGCUUUUUAACACUGAGGUCUAUCAAUUUUGACUUUGCACUUUUCUUACUUGUGGUUACUAUGGGUACCAUGUUUCAUCAUUACCGCCACAAAAAAAACAAAACAACAAAAAAAACAAAACACCAAAACUUUUAAAUUGUAAAGGAAUUUCUUUCAGGAAUUACCCAUUGAAUUUCAGAGCUAGACGUCUUUCAGUUUCGGGGAGGAAGACGAGGUUCAGACUCGUGCCUUUUGCUACACGUGGCCCAACGGUAUAAUAGAAAAACAGCCAAUAAGAGCCUUUUUUUCCCCUUCUAAUUAAAGCCCUUUUUUGGACCAUAGGGCUUUUGUUUUCUUUACUCUGUGGCUGUUUGAACAAAGGUUGUCAGUCUCAACCUCUCUUCCCCCCUUACCCCAUCAACACUGAGCAUGCAGAAGCGCACCUCUCAGCCCAUUCUUGGUCUAAAUGUAAGUGCAAGUGGAAUGUGGUGUGAUAACCUGUUACCUAUGGAUAACAGCGUGUCACGGUGCACUGCCCCCACCCCCAAUCACUCAAGUAUGUGUAGCUUUCUGGGGCAGGGAAAGAUGGCGGGGGUGGGGGUGUCCGCACCCCCUCCUUCCGUACCUCCCCCAAGGUUAAUGAAUGUUGUUGAAAUUCAAUCAAGUUCCCAUAUUUUAACCCCCCCCCCCCGCCUUCUCCUCCUUCCUCUUUUUCCUGCAUCACCAAAAUUCAAAGUGUAGCAUAUGAGGGUCCCGUUGACCUAAUUUCAGGUUGACCCUGUUUUGGUCAGCAGACCCUGUCAGGAUUGACGUUGAAUGCACUUUGACGUUAGAUUGUGUGGGAUGUGUACUUUUGGGAGGAAAUCUCCCGCAUUCCAUCCAAUCGAAUGUCAUCUUUUCAUGCCAUGUUGCUUUUGCUCUCCCCGUUUUUUUGUUUUUGUUUUUUGGCCAUUUGCUCGUACUGUAACUUCCGAGUUGGGUUAGCCUGAUGCCUAUUGAAUAGGGAGUGUGCUACUCUGGACUUAAAACAUUUAUUUUCUACACUGUAUUUGUGAACAUUCAGAGCCGUUGCUGGUUAAGUGGAGAGUGGUUAUGGUGGUGUGUUAGACGAUUUCUACCAUCCGUUAAUAUGGCACUAUUUGUCGAAGGCCCAGCACGAUGCAGGGCUUAGCUACUUCCCCGGCCCCCAACAAACACAGAUGGCAAAUCGGGUUGCUGGUUUAAAGCUAGUCUAAAAGUGGUUUGAAUAAGUGAUGAGCGUGUGUUUGUCAGUUUGGCCAAAGGGAGGUCUAGAGCCAGGGCUGUUAAGAGAUUAAUUUUAACUCGACUCAAAUACCACAACGGGCCCUGUCAGCCAUGUAUUUCCAUUUCCAUUGCCCAUUUUCCACAUUCUGAAAAGGACAUGAACUUCACGAGUACCCUUGUUCCUUUAGUAUGCAUUGGAAGUGCAUUGCCUUAAAUAGACCUCGUUGUCAUUAACAAUAAGCCAUUCUCUGUUUCAAGCUGAGAAGCAGGCUUUCGUGAGCCAGCCUGUUGUGAGGUGCUGCCGGACCCUCCCUAGAGGUGUCUUUGUCCACCCUGGCAGCUUCAGACCCCCACCCGCUUUUUGGAAAUGGGGGUAACAGUGCCUCAAAUGCCACAUAUCACCCCUCAGCUCAGACCUCCUGGUCAGCCAGCCAGCUUGCUGCUAGCCAACCCCCUUGUGGAUGCAGGUAGACCUAAUGAGACACAUAUCAUCUUCCAUCACCCCGGGGGAAUUGGGUAAGGAAGGUUAGGGAGGGGAGUUGGUGCGAGAGAAAGCAGGGGGGGGGGCAAGGGCCGGACUUUCAUGUCCAGGGCAGCUACAAUCCCUCCAGCCCCCUCCCCUUUGAAAUUAAUCCAACAACCCCCACCCGACUGGAUGCCCUUGAACCUCCCCAGGAGGUGGUGGAUAAAAACCAGCACACGCGCUUUAGCGUGCCGAAGCAGCACUAGGGGGCAGGUUACAACCCAGGAAACAUUGGCCAAAGUUGAGGAAUUGUGGGUACUCUGCCUUUGUUUUCUCACUGGAUUACCCGCAUUGCUGCUGUAGCGAAUUUGUUUACAUGCAUAUGAAAGGAUGUGAUGGUUGUCUGUCAUACCCCAGUCCACUCCGGGUUCAGUUUGUGUGGCAAAAAAAAAAAGCUAGCUUGAACAGACAUUUGGACCGCUGCAGGGGUUUUUCCAGGCCUUAGCUACUGGCCAAAUCUGCACAGCAGGCUGGGUCACCAGUCAUCACCAGAUCUUUGGGUGUUUUAAGCUCCCUUAAGCUCAAGAGGAUCCUGGGUAAUAGAGCCAUGGCCAUUGACGCACUGCAACCCUACCCCCCUUCCCCUCCAUCCCCCUUUCCCUGCUGGUGUUCCCUUCAGCAAUCGGUAAAAAGCAGCGAUUUCAUUUCAGUCAGUUGGAGCGUGGCUAGCCGGGAUCGAAGCCCAAGAGCUUUGGUUUCCACAGUGGGGACCAGUUGUAAAAACCACACUGCCCCAGUAUAGCUUCUAUAACAUGUCAUACGACUAGACGUUCUGAGAUUGAUCCCUAUUUCAGAUGUGAGAUGGUCAUUCCGUCUCACUUUCCUUCCCUAAAUGUGUUUUGUGGUCACACUGGUAGGUCUUUCUCCACUCUCCUAUCCCUGUUUCCUCCCUCAUGUUAAGAGGAUUUUGAGUCUGGUGAUCUAACCCACUUUUAAUGGACCUUUUUUUUUCCUUUUCUUUUAGGCCUACAAAAAGUUUAAAAAAAAUUUGAAACAAAUUCCCAAUCCCUUUGAAUACCUUCUCAACUACCACCACCAGAAAUGGUUUUUAAGUCCACGAUAAUAUUGAAAUCUUUAAAUGGCAUCCAUUCAGCGUGUGCGCACAUAGGUUUCAGAAACAUUGUGAGAGUGCUUUUGAAUAGUCAGAGGUAACAUAGCACAUAAAAUGCACUAAAUAUGUCAAGUUGAAGUUUUGUGACUUUUGAGACGCGAGGAGUCUCUCCUGGAAUGUAUUGCCAAACUCAGGCCUCGGACAUUCAAUAAAUACCCUUAUGGAAAAGUUGUGCAUGUUAAGACAUGAAACGGGAAGGGAAUAGUCAUUUUUGUUGUUGUUGUUGUCAAUCUCGUCAUCAAUGAGUUGAAUUAUUGCCACUUUCACAUUUGAGGUGUUUUACAUAUUGUAGAAUGUAUUGUAAUUGUACAACAAACGGUAGAGUACAUAACAUUACACAUGGGAAGUGCCAAUAAUUGCUAUCCUGAGGUGUUUUAGAUGUAUUCCUUUUGUAUUUCAUCGUUUAACACGGAUAACUCUUUUCGUAAGUGAAGCCAUUCGUGAUGGGAGUGUUGGCAAGGACCAAAGUUGUUUGGUAAAAAAAAAAUAUCAGUUUCCAUGAUCUGUGCUUAUAGACUUCUCCUUUGUUUGCUUUUUUCUUCUUUUUCUUUUUUUUUAUUUACGUACAAAACCAGAAAAUAGAAAAAAAAUCUGAGCUUACCCAAGCAGAGAGAAGCUGUCUACUCUUAUCUUGUGAUCUCAUGUCAGUACAUCUUUAUUGUGUUCAUUUUCUUUUCCUUGGGUAUGUUGUGAUGAACUGCUGUAAAUUUGUACAGUUCAUGUAAAUUGAUUGUGCGGAAGUUGUACAGAUUUCUAUAUUUUGGAAGAAAAGUUUUUUUUUCUCUGUAAUAAAAGAUUUCCUAUCUUGGCAACAUA
Messenger RNA from Lampris incognitus (smalleye Pacific opah), 5042 nucleotides. RefSeq names its product B-cell translocation gene 1, anti-proliferative (gene btg1). Lineage: Eukaryota; Metazoa; Chordata; Actinopteri; Lampriformes; Lampridae. Gene Ontology annotation, biological process: negative regulation of cell population proliferation; negative regulation of mitotic cell cycle. The record is from RefSeq and is a predicted model, not a curated record. Gene Ontology annotation, cellular component: cytoplasm; nucleus. The transcript is spliced from 2 exons. Bases 354 to 908 code for a protein of 184 amino acids.